AUGGAAUCCGACCAGGUGCGCAUCAGCGCUGAAACGCCGGUCAUCACCGAGAAGAUGACUAUCGCAGCAUAUGCAGAGAACUCAUUAGACGACUACAGUUCAAACCCUAUCGUUGCUGAAGCUUUGACGCCUAAGGAUCACUUUCGUCAGCUAUGGGUAUAUUUGAAGAAAGACAACCAUUCUGUACUAUGGUCGUUGUAUGUUAUGACCCUAGUCUUCGGCUGGGGUUAUGACUAUGAUGAAUAUAUCGUCCCUGACCUAUGGCAAUCACUCUGGAAUGGAGUGAGCACAAUCGGACAAGUUUUCGGCGCGUUUCUUGUUGGUAAAUUCGCGGAUUACACCGGUCGCAAAGCUCCCCUCUGGAUUGCCAUCGUGGUUUCAUUGUCAUCCUCGUUCGCUCAGGUUUUCGCUCCGAAUCUGCCCGUCCUAUUCGUCUCGAAACUUAUGCUCGGCUUCUCGAUUGCAACGCGCCCAUUUUCAGUAACCAAUGUCACCAUUGACAUUGGUUUCCUCCUAGCGACGAUUACUGGUUACGGAGUAUCCAAUAUCCAGAGAGCAUGGAGCUACAAUACUGCAUUUGUCUUAACAUUUCUCGUUCCGGGCCUCUUCGCGACAGUCCUCCCAUUUCUUCCCGAGUCUCCCGUCUGGUAUAUGAAAAGGGGAAGAGAGGAGGAUGCUCGGAAAACAAUCUUCCAACUGUUUGGCCCAACUAUCGAUGUCGAAGAAAGGCUCGUAUGUAUCAGGUCCGAGCUUGAGAUUGAUGCAGGAGAAGUCGAGUCUUCAAGCCAAAUGAGUUGGAAGGCUCCAUUCACUAAACAGCACCGUGCACGAACUCUUGUUGCCGUUCUCGGGCUGCACUCUCAGAAUUUUUCUGGCGGUUACUUCGCUAACACGUACCAGACGUACUACUUCCGACUCGUUGGGCAGACAAAUUCGUUUGCUCUAACGGCAAUUUCAUCUGCUCUGCAACUUCUCGAGAACACUGCGGCCGUCAUGGUCUCUGAUAUCUUGCCUCGCCGAAAGGGUCUAGUCGGUGGUGGCGCUUUGCUUUGCGUCUGGUUCAUCAUCAUUGCUAGCACAUCCAUGGAUUUAUGGCUGGGCCGUCGCACAAGAGAUCGCUCGCAAGCUACUAGGCCCAAGACAGUCGCUUUCACCUUGAUGUGCCAGCAACUGACGGCGAGAUUACCUUCAUCGGUGUUCCCAUAUUUCAUCAACCCCGACGAACUCGAUUGGGGUGGCAAAAUCAUGUUUUUGUUUGUCGCUGCGGAGUUUGUCAUCUUGGCUAUUCUCUUUUUCGUCCAACCAGAGACGAAGAACAGGACUUAUCAGGAGAUCGGCACUUUGUAUGCAAACAACAUACCAGCAAGGGAGUUCAGCCAGCAUCUUGUGGAUGGCGAGAUUGUAAGGAACAAGGUUGUCUAAAGAAGGGAGACGCUGUUCGGCGGCGAUGCUGAGCCUGUCAAUUUGGCAACAAACCUUGGUAAAGUAAUUCGAAUUUGUGUUCAUUAAGUAGUUCUCGUCUGAGAUAUCCUAUCAUUCGAACAAUACAUUUGCCUUGGUCUCCACUUGCACUGGCUCUAUCCUUUUUUGUUCUG
This is a messenger RNA of Truncatella angustata, 1595 nucleotides long. RefSeq names its product major facilitator superfamily domain-containing protein. The transcript is spliced from 5 exons. Gene Ontology annotation, cellular component: membrane. Gene Ontology annotation, molecular function: carbohydrate:proton symporter activity. The record is from RefSeq and is a predicted model, not a curated record. Gene Ontology annotation, biological process: carbohydrate transport; transmembrane transport. Lineage: Eukaryota; Fungi; Ascomycota; Sordariomycetes; Amphisphaeriales; Sporocadaceae. Bases 1 to 1422 code for a protein of 473 amino acids.